Molecule: messenger RNA, 731 nt
Organism: Cucurbita pepo subsp. pepo (vegetable marrow)
Lineage: Eukaryota; Viridiplantae; Streptophyta; Magnoliopsida; Cucurbitales; Cucurbitaceae
Product: agamous-like MADS-box protein AGL62
Biological process (GO): positive regulation of transcription by RNA polymerase II
Molecular function (GO): RNA polymerase II cis-regulatory region sequence-specific DNA binding; protein dimerization activity; DNA-binding transcription factor activity, RNA polymerase II-specific
Source: RefSeq, a predicted model, not a curated record
AACCAUGAGGAAGAGUAGAGGCAGGCAAAAGGUUGAGAUGGUCAAGAUGCCUAAUGAGAGCAACCUCCAAGUCACCUUCUCCAAGCGUCGCUCCGGCCUCUUCAAGAAAGCUAGCGAGCUCUGCACCCUUUGCGGUGCCGAGAUUGCCAUCAUCGUCUUCUCCCCCGGGAAGAAAGUCUUCUCCUUUGGUCACCCUUGUGUCGAGGCUCUUAUUGAACGCUUCGUCACUCGAAACCCUCCACCGAGCUCUGGUACACUUCAAUUGAUCGAAGCUCAUCGGAAUGCUAAUGUUCGUGAACUAAAUGCACAAUUGACUCAAGUGUUGAACCAUUUGGAGAUGGAGCGGAAACGGGGCGAGGAGUUGAAUAAAUUACGAAAGGCUAAUCAGCCGCAAUGUUGGUGGGAGCUUCCUAUCGAAGAAAUGGAAUUGCAUCAACUCGAACAACUUAAAUUGUCGUUGGACGAGCUAAAAAAGAAUGUUACGCAACAAGCUGAUCGGAUUUUGAUUCAAACCUCCAAUGGCAACCCGCCCCCGCAAUUCUUCCCGACUCCGACGCCUGCAAACCCAAACCAACAAGGCGGUGUCUAUGUCGUCGAUCAGAAGAACAUGAUCUCUCAUCUUCCCUACAACUAUGGCUCCUAUGGAUCAAGAGGUUUCUUUUGAAGAACAACAAAUAACUUUGGGUUAUGCAAAAUAAAUCAAUGUGUUUCAAUGUAUACACAGUUUCAAA